Molecule: messenger RNA, 1765 nt
Organism: Aspergillus sclerotioniger CBS 115572
Lineage: Eukaryota; Fungi; Ascomycota; Eurotiomycetes; Eurotiales; Aspergillaceae
Product: alpha-keto acid decarboxylase family protein
Exons: 1
Coding region: 1-1713 (570 amino acids)
Molecular function (GO): carboxy-lyase activity; magnesium ion binding; thiamine pyrophosphate binding
Source: RefSeq, a predicted model, not a curated record
AUGACACACACUCAACCUUCUUCGGGCACAAUCAAAAUUGCAGAGUAUCUUCUCGCAAGACUCCAACAACUGGGCAUCCGGUCAAUCUUUGGAGUGCCUGGUGAUUACAACCUCCGGUUACUGGACUUUGUUGAACCCGCCGGGCUGCAUUGGAUUGGGAAUUGCAACGAACUGAAUGCCGCCUAUGCGGCAGAUGCAUACGCCCGAGUGAACGGUCUCUCGGCUCUGAUCACGACCUACGGAGUUGGCGAACUAUCGGCCAUCAAUGGCAUUGCGGGGGCCUUUACCGAAAAGGCCGGCAUCAUCCAUAUCGUUGGGACCCCGGCGCGCGACCUGCAAUUGGCACGGAAGAAAGUGCAUCAUACCCUCGCCGACGGCGAUUACCGCCACUUUGCAACGAUGGCAUCGCAUGUCACCAUAGCCCAGGCGAAUCUCAUGGAUCCAUCUACUGUCCCGGAACAGAUUGAUUGGACACUCCAACAGGCCAUGAUCUACAGCCAACCCGUCUAUAUCGAGUUGCCGGACGACAUGGUGGAUGUCACCAUCAGUGCCUCUAGACUAUCGACGCCUAUUUCGGUCCCUGAACGCCUGGCAUGCCCGGACGAACCGCUACAAGAAGUUCUGGAACGUAUUUACAAAGCCCAGCAGCCACUCAUCCUGGUUGACGGAGAAUGCGGAUCGAUGCGGAUUCUUGACGAAGUCGAUGAGCUGGCCAAGAUCACUGGCUGGCCUACAUGGACGACUGUCUUUGGAAAGGGACUAGUGAAUGAAGAACUCCUGAAUGUUUACGGGCAUUACAAUGGUUCUCUGGGUAGCAAGGCAUGGCAGGCCUACUUCGACUCGGCAGAUCUGAUCAUCGCGCUUGGGCCCCAUUACACCGACACCAAUACCUACAAUUUCACAACCAUCCCACGGGACGAGGUUUCCAUUUUGCUCUCUAAGGCUAUGGUCCAGAUUGGCUCCAGGCGCUAUCGUGACAUCCCCGACGGUUUUCUGUUCAGACUACUCAGGCGCCUGGACAAGGAUAGGGUGCCCAAAGUGCAAGCCCCUCCUAGAAGCACUGCCACUGAAAACCGAAACAUGAUCGAUCAUGACACAGCUUUGGUCCAGAAGACCUUUUAUUCCUACGUCAACAGAGCAUUCCGCCCAGGCGACCUGAUUCUCACCGAAACCGGUACGGCCGCUCACGGUGGAAGGCAGUUUAAACUUCCUCCCCAGUCACGUCUCUUCGGACCGGCAACAUGGCUAUCCAUCGGGUAUAUGUUACCAGCAACCCUGGGUGCCGCAGUUGCCAAGCGCGAGUUAAGUGAGAAUGCCAACGCCCGUGCCAUUCUGUUCAUCGGAGAUGGCAGCCUCCAGAUGAGUGUACAGGAGAUCAGUACUAUUAUCAAGGAAAAGCUCAACGUCAUCAUCUUUAUCAUUAACAAUGGAGGAUAUACUAUCGAGCGUGCAAUCCAUGGAAGGAAGCAGUCCUACAAUGACAUCGCUUCCUGGAGACACCAGCACACUAUCGCCUUCUUUGGGGGUACAGAGGAGCAAUCUGCCAACAGUUUCAGCGCAAGAACCUACGCCGAGCUUGACAGAAUCCUGGAGGAUGAUCGCAUUCAAAAGGGAAGCGGGUUGAGAGUGGUGGAGGUGUUUAUGGGGCAGGAAGAUGUCGAAGGAGCUUUGUUAAAACUGAUGGAGGAUCAGAUCUCAGCGGAACAGCCGUAGAACCGACCGUUUGUGCCUUAAAUGUGUUACAUAACGAGACUCUUACAUACCG